AAUUAAUAUCUAAAUAUAUUCCCCUUUGUUUUACCUCGUUUACAGUCUCCUCUACGCAAUUCCCUACGGGCGUUACGGCACCUGCUACUGUUUCAACUUCAGGCACGGGUUUUCCAUCGCCCCGGAAGACCGGGACGACAUCUUCAGCGGUCUCCACAUGGUACUGGACACCGAGAUCGAAGAAUAUCUGCCUCUGUCGACAGAGGUCGGCUUCAAGGUCAUGAUACACGAACCGGGAGUGGAGGCGGACUAUAACCGCAACGGAGUGCACAUACCACCGGAGUUCGCAUCGUACUUGCGACUUGCCAAGACGACGCUACAGAGGCUGGAGCCUCCGUACCCGGAGCCCUGCCGCCAUGACUGGCCACCGGGGUACAAGGAGAUACUCUUCACUCAGACCAGCUACACGCGGGAGAAGUGCCUGGCGGCGUGCCUGCAGCUGACCAUAGUGAAGCGGUGCGGAUGCAUGGACUACAGCGUGCGAACCUUCAACAUUACCGGAGUGGAGCGCUGCUGCAGCGGAAGCGGUGCGUAUUGA
This is a messenger RNA of Rhipicephalus sanguineus (brown dog tick), 538 nucleotides long. Its product is annotated as amiloride-sensitive sodium channel subunit alpha-like. The transcript has 4 exons. Gene Ontology annotation, biological process: sodium ion transmembrane transport. Gene Ontology annotation, cellular component: membrane. NCBI's taxonomy places the organism in Eukaryota, Metazoa, Arthropoda, Arachnida, Ixodida, Ixodidae. The record is from RefSeq and is a predicted model, not a curated record. The coding region runs from base 158 to 538 and encodes 126 amino acids. Gene Ontology annotation, molecular function: ligand-gated sodium channel activity.